Messenger RNA from Verruconis gallopava, 2778 nucleotides. RefSeq lists its product as uncharacterized. Gene Ontology annotation, molecular function: 3'-5' DNA helicase activity; single-stranded DNA helicase activity; ATP binding. The record is from RefSeq and is a predicted model, not a curated record. Lineage: Eukaryota; Fungi; Ascomycota; Dothideomycetes; Venturiales; Sympoventuriaceae. Gene Ontology annotation, biological process: DNA replication; double-strand break repair via break-induced replication; mitotic DNA replication initiation. The transcript has 4 exons. Bases 36 to 2579 code for a protein of 847 amino acids. Gene Ontology annotation, cellular component: nucleus; MCM complex.
GUAGACUCUCUCAACCUUCACUGCACCUGAACACAAUGAGUUCUCCACUCCGUCAAGGCAUGUCUUCAGGAAACCCGCGCCUCCCUGCGGGUGCUCAAAAUACUCGCAAGCGAGGACGAGACAACGAUGACCUUCCUUCAGAUAUUCCACCUUCUAGCCCGCCGCCAGCGUCAUCACCGCCAUUGCUACCUAUUGAUGACGAGGAAGAUGAGAUUAUGCGCGAUAUCGACGACCUGGACGAAGAUGCCGAGGAUGAAGCGGGAAUUGACUUGUUUGCUGAGAACUUCGAACGCGACUACCGCCGACCUGACGUUGACACUUAUGCGGGGGCCGACAUAGACGAUGAGAAUGACUACGAGGACCUUGACAUUGCUGAGAGAAGACGCCUAGAGGCGCGUCUCAAUGCUCGCGACCGCGAACUAGCCCGUCAAUGCCGCAUGCCCACUGCGUUCUUGCCAGAUGAAGAAGAUGACCUCCUGGAUCUGACGCGCCAGCCUCGAAGGCGGAGGCAUCGAUAUGAUGAAGAGCAAGAUGACUUGGAUAUGGAAGGUAUCAUGGACGAGGAGCUCACUUUGGAGGCGUUACAAGAUGUCAAGGCGGCGAGCUUGAGCGACUGGAUUGCCAUGCCCGCUGUUCACAGGACAAUUGCCCGUGAAUUCAAGUCUUUUCUCACCGAAUUCAUCGACGAUAACGGCAUCUCUGUCUACGGAAACCGCAUUCGCACGCUAGGCGAGGUCAAUUCAGAGUCCCUCGAAGUCUCUUACGACCAUUUGACUAGCUCCAAAGCCGUUCUGGCUUGGAUGCUUGCGAAUGCGCCUACUGAGAUGCUCAAGAUUUUUGAUCAAGUUGCACUCGACACCACACUUCUUCACUAUCCGGAUUACGAGCGUAUCCACUCCGAAAUACAUGUCCGCAUCUCAGAAGUGCCUCUUCAGUACACCCUUCGCCAGUUGCGCCAGUCCCAUCUUAACUGCCUCGUGCGUGUUAGUGGCGUCGUGACUCGCCGUUCAGGCGUCUUCCCGCAGCUCAAAUAUGUCAAGUUCGACUGCACAAAAUGCGGAACCACACUAGGGCCUUAUCCCCAGGACUCAAAUGUGGAAGUCAAGAUCUCUUUCUGCCAGAACUGCCAGUCCAAGGGGCCUUUUACGCUUAACUCGGAGAAGACCGUUUACCGCAAUUAUCAAAAGAUUACGCUUCAAGAAUCGCCGGGCACAGUUCCUGCCGGCCGCCUGCCCCGCCAUAGGGAGGUUAUCCUAUUGUGGGACCUGAUCGACAGCUGCAAACCGGGCGAGGAGGUUGAAAUCACUGGCAUUUACCGCAACAACUACGACGCAAGCUUGAACAACAAAAACGGAUUCCCGGUGUUUGCAACCGUUCUGGAAGCUAACUACGUUGUCAAGGCCCAUGACGAACUUGCGGGCUUCAAAAUCACUGAGGAGGAUGAGCGAAUGAUCAAGCAGUUGAGCCGCGAUCCAAACAUUGUGGAUAAAAUCAUCGCCUCCAUUGCGCCUAGUAUCUAUGGACACACAGACAUCAAGACUGCUGUGGCCCUUAGUCUCUUCGGUGGUGUGAGCAAGGAGGCGCCGGGCAAGAUGAACAUCCGUGGUGACAUCAAUGUUCUGUUGCUCGGCGACCCAGGUACCGCUAAAUCUCAAGUGCUCAAAUAUAUCGAGAAGACUGCGCAUCGAGCUGUCUUUGCCACAGGUCAAGGCGCAUCCGCUGUCGGUCUAACUGCCAGCGUGCGUCGAGAUCCCAUGACAAGCGAGUGGACGCUCGAAGGCGGCGCGCUUGUGCUUGCGGACAAGGGCACUUGUCUCAUAGACGAGUUUGACAAGAUGAACGACCAAGACAGGACAUCCAUUCACGAGGCCAUGGAGCAGCAGACCAUCUCCAUCUCCAAAGCCGGCAUUGUGACGACGCUGCACGCGCGCUGCUCCAUUGUCGCAGCAGCCAACCCAAUCGGUGGCCGUUACAACUCCACCGUCCCAUUCUCACAGAACGUGGAUCUUACGGAGCCGAUUCUGUCUCGUUUCGACAUCCUGUGUGUCGUGCGCGACACGGUGGAUCCCACCGAGGAUGAGAGGCUUGCCAACUUCGUCGUUGAGUCCCAUGGUCGCGCCGCGGCGCUGGGCAAUGGCAGUCAGCCUCAAGAUGAAGAGGACUCGCAAAAAGCUGUGCAGGAGGGCGAGAUUCCGCAGGAGCUACUGCGCAAAUACAUCCUGUAUGCGCGAGAAAAAUGUCGACCAAAGCUGUACCAGAUCGAUCAGGACAAAGUCGCCCGUCUGUUCGCAGAUAUGAGGCGGGAAUCGCUGGCCACGGGUGCUUAUCCGAUCACCGUCCGUCAUCUCGAAGCUAUUAUUCGCAUCAGCGAGGCUUUCUGCAAAAUGCGACUUAGCGAGUACUGCUCAAGCACGGACAUUGACCGUGCCAUAGCAGUUGCUGUAGACUCUUUUGUCGGCAGCCAGAAGAUCAGUGCGAAGAAAGCCCUGGCCAGAGCGUUUGCGAAAUACACGCUCAACGCUCCCGGCCGGGUUCGGCGGCCUGUUGCUGGUAGCAGAACUGGCGCUGUUGCUGCGUAGUUAAGAGGUCCGUGGAUGAGAUAGAUUUGAUGAGGGAUGAGGCGAUGAAUGGGUUCAGUUCUUUUAUUGAUGAUACCGUAAUAUCACGUGAACAGAAGAAACACAAGCGUGGGUCUCAAAUAUGGGCUGGACUUAGGCGUUCAGGAAUUUGAUAAAUACAAAAACCGUAAUUUCUUCUUUUCUUUUUGGCAAUAAGAGC